GAUAUCAGUAUUAGGAUGCAGCAGCAGAGACCUGGACCUGGACCUGAACCUGAACCUGGACCUGGACCUGGACCUGGACCUGGACCUGGACCUGGACCUGGAGAUGGAGAUGGACCUGGAGAUGGAGAUGGAGAUGGAGAUGGACCCAGCUGUGUGUCCAUGAAGAGUGACGGGUCUAUGGCGUCUCCUAUUUACUUUAAAGCUGGACAAAGUGCUGAUGAAAGAGUUCUGCAGGAGUUCUCAGAGGUUCCCAGUGAUCAGUCCGCCCCGAAGCAUCACACAGACCUGGACUCCAUAUUUAUCCUGCUGGAGGAGAACAUCGUGACUUUUGUGAAGAACGAGCUGAAGAAGAUCCAGAAGGCUCUGAGUUCAGAUUACCCAGAAGGCUUAGAGAGUCAGAGUGAGGAUGAGGAGGUGUUGGACGGUGAGGAUGAAGAGCAGAGGAGCAGCAGAGAGGCAGUUCUGAACAUCACCCUGCACUUCCUGAGGAGCAUGAAGCAGGAGGAGCUGGCUGAGCGUCUGCAGAGCAGAUCUCCUGCUGCAGUGUGCAGUAAACUCAAAUCCACCCUGAAGGAGAGGUUCCAGUGUGUGUUUGAGGGCAUUGCUAAAGCAGGAAACCAAACCCUUCUGAACCAGAUCUACACAGAGCUCUACAUCACAGAGGGGGGGUCUGCAGAGGUCAACAAGGAACAUGAGGUCAGACAGAUUGAAACAGCAUCCAGGAAACCACACAGACCAGAAACAACCAUCAGACAAGAAGACCUCUUUAAAGCCUCACCUGGAAGAGAUGCACCAAUCAGAGCAGUGAUGACAAAGGGCGUGGCUGGCAUUGGGAAAACAGUCUUAACACAGAAGUUCACUCUGGACUGGGCUGAAGGCAAAGCCAACCAGGACAUCCAGUUCAUAUUUCCAUUCACCUUCAGAGAGCUGAACGUGGUGAGAGAGAACAAGUACAGCUUGGUGGAACUUGUUCAUCACUUCUUCCCUGAAACUAGAGACGCAGGAAUCUGCAGGUUCGAUCAGUUCCCGGUCGUGUUCAUCUUUGACGGUCUGGAUGAGUGUCGACUUCCUCUGGACUUCCUCAACACUGAGAUCCUGACUGAUGUCACAGAGUCCACCUCAGUGGAUGUGCUGCUGACAAACCUCAUCAGGGGGAAGCUGCUUCCCUCUGCUCGCCUCUGGAUAACCACACGACCUGCAGCAGCCAAUCAGAUCCCUCCUGAGUGUGUGGACAUGGUGACAGAGGUCCGAGGGUUCACUGACCCACAGAAGGAGGUUUACUUCAGGAAGAGAUUCAGAGAUCAGGAGCAGGCCGGCACCAUCAUCGCCCACAUCAAGAGCUCACGAAGCCUCCACAUCAUGUGCCACAUCCCAGUCUUCUGCUGGAUCUCUGCUUCAGUUCUGGAGGAGGUGUUGAAAACCAGAGAGGGAGGAGAGCUGCCCAAGACCCUGACUGAGAUGUACAUCCACUUCCUGGUGGUUCAGUCCAAAGUGAAGAACAUCAAGUAUGAUGGAGGAGCUGAGACAGAUCCACACUGGAGUCCAAAGAGCACGGAGAUGAUGGAGUCUCUGGGGAAACUGGCUUUUGAGCAGCUGCAGAAAGGCAACCUGAUCUUCUAUGAUCACGACCUGACAGAGUGUGGCAUCGAUAUCAGAGCAGCCUCAGUGUACUCAGGAGUGUUCACACAGGUCUUUAGAGAGGAGAGAGGACUGUACCAGGACAAGGUGUUCUGCUUCGUCCAUCUGAGCGUUCAGGAGUUUCUGGCUGCUCUUCAUGUCCAUCUGACCUUCAUCAGCUCUGGAGUCAACCUGCUGUCAGAAGAACCAACAACCUCCCAGCAGUAUGAGGUCAAACCUGAACUCUCACAUCUCUACCAGAGUGCUGUGGACCAGGCCUUACAGAGUCCAAACGGACACCUGGACUUGUUCCUCCGCUUCCUCCUGGGUCUUUCACUGCAGACCAAUCAGAAGCUCCUAAGAGGCCUGCUCACACAGACAGGAAGUGACUCAGAGACUGAAGAGGAAACAGUCCAGUACAUCAAGAAGAAGAUAGAAGAGGCUCCCUCUCCAGAGAGAAGCAUCAACCUGUUCCACUGUCUGAAUGAACUGAAUGAUCGUUCUCUAGUGAAGCAGAUCCAACAGUACCUGAGUUCAGGAAGUCUCUCCACAGAGAAUCUCUCUCCUGCUCUGUGGUCAGCUCUGGUCGACCACAGCUCUGGUCUUCAUCUUACUUCAUCAGGAGAAGAUCUGGACGUGUUUGACCUGAAGAAAUACUCUGCUUCAGAGGAGGCUCUCCUGAGGCUGCUGCCAGUGGUCAAAGCCUCCAACAAAGCUCUACUGAGUGUCUGUAACCUCUCAGAGAGAAGCUGUGCAGCUCUGUCCUCAGUCCUCAGCUCCCAGUCCUCUAGUCUGAGAGAGCUGGACCUGAGUAACAACGACCUGCAGGAUUCAGGAGUGAAGCUGCUGUCUGCUGGACUGGAGAGUCCACACUGUGAACUGAAGACUCUCAGUCUGUCAGGCUGUCUGGUCACAGAGGAAGGCUGUGUUUCUCUGGCUUCAGCUCUGAGCUCCAACCCCUCCUCCCAUCUGAGAGAGCUGGACCUGAGCUACAAUCAUCCAGGAGACUCAGGAGAGAAGCUGCUGUCUGCUGGACGUGAAGAUCCACUCUGGAGACUGGAGACACUCAGGAUGGACCAUGGUGGACUGCAGUGGUUGAAACCUGGUCUGAGGAAGUAUGCCUGUGAACUGGAGCUGGACUCAAACACAGCUCACAGAGGACUCAAACUGUCUGAAGACAACAGGACGGUGACACGUUUGACGAGGGAGCAGCCAUAUCCUGAUCAUCCAGAGAGGUUUGAGAAAGAGCCUCAGCUGAUGUGUAGAGAAGCUCUGACUGGUCCCUGUUACUGGGAGGUCGAGUGGAGCGUAAGGGUUUAUAUAUCAGUGACUUACAGAGGAAUCAGCAGGAGAGGAGAGAGUAAGGACUGUGCGUUUGGAAGGAAUGAUCAGUCCUGGAGUCUGAACUGCUCUGAUGAUGGUCGUUACUAUGUCUGGCACAAUAACAGCGCAACAAGCAUCACCUCCUCCUCCUCCUCCUCCUCCUCCUCCUCCUCCCCCUCUGGUAGAGUAGCAGUGUAUCUGGAUCAUCCUGCUGGCUCUCUCUCCUUCUACAGAGUCUCCUCUGACACACUGAUCCACAUCCACACCUUCAGAACCACAUUCACUGAACCUCUCUAUGCUGGUUUUGCGUUCUCUUCCGAUGGUUCCUCAGUGUCUCUGGUUCCUCUGCAGGUCUGAGAGUCUCUCCUCAGUGUCUCUGGUUGCUCUGCAGGUCUGAGAGUCUCUGGUUCCUCUGCAGGUCUGAGAGUCUCUCCUCAGUGUCUCUGGUUGCUCUGCAGGUCUGAGAGUCUCUCUUCAGUGUCUCUGGUUCCUCUGCAGGUCUGAGAGUCUCUCCUCAGUGUCUCUGGGUCCUCUGCAGGUCUGAGAGUCUCUCCUCAGUGUCUCUGGUUUCUCUGCAGGUCUGAGAGUCUCUCCUCAGUGUCUCUGGUUCCUCUGCAGGUCUGAGAGUCUCUCCUCAGUGUCUCUGGUUCCUCUGCAGGUCUGAGAGUCUCUCCUCAGUGUCUCUGGUUCCUCUGCAGGUCUGAGAGUCUCUCCUCAGUGUCUCUGGUUCCUCUGCAGGUCUGAGAGUCUCUCCUCAGCGUCUCUGGUUCCUCUGCAGGUCUGAGAGUCUCUCCUCAGUGUCUCUGGUUCCUCUGCAGGUCUGAGAGUCUCUCCUCAGUGUCUCUGGUUCCUCUGCAGGUCUGAGAGUCUCUCCUCAGUGUCUCUGGUUCCUCUGCAGGUCUGAGAGUCUCUCCUCAGUGUCUCUGGUUCCUCUGCAGGUCUGAGAGUCUCUCCUCAGUGUCUCUGGUUCCUCUGCAGGUCUGAGAGUCUCUCAUCAGCAGUGGUUGCAUUAGACUUUUUCGUUGUCCGUCAUUUUGACGGAUAGGAUUGUAACAUUUCCGUCAUAAUCCAUUAUUAACCGUCAUUUUAUUUGUCAUGUUUUAAAACCUGUUAAGCCCCAAAGAACCCGCCGGUGGGGCUUUUUUUUUAUUUCAGCCAACUGAUGAUACAAACCAUUUUUACCGAAACAAAACACUAGUCUCACAAGAAGGGUCUAAAUGAGCCCUGAGCGAAAACAUGCUAACGCACUUAGCACAAAACUCUAGGUAUAAAUCGAUCGAUAUACUUCGGAUCCGCACAAACAAGCUUAGCUAACAAGGUGAGAUUCCACAGAUUAUAGAAAUAUAAGUGUCACCACUGAGCGAUCUGAACUCGUGACAGGGGAAGCAAAUACAGACAACACACAACGUAGCUUUAGGUAGCAAAACACGGAGAUAUGCUCACCUUAGCUGUUGUUCUGAUCAAAAGUCGUGUUCAAUGGCAUUAAAACGAGAAAAACGCGGCUGAAGGUUAAUCCAUAGGUUAAUCCAAUGUGUCUGUCACUUUGAAAAAAUUAUUGAUAAUCCAUAAUUCUAUUUUUAUGUAAAAAUUGGAGAAUUAAUAUUAGCUGCUAAUGGUAGUCACCAGAGUGUAUCGCAGCUUCAGGUUUUGGCUACGCGUCGCUCUCCCUCCUUAUUUGGUAACGUGUGUGUCCUCUUUUUUCACCUCGUUUAUCCACACCAUCACAAUUACUGGGCUUAUUAAAAAAGCUUCGGACACUCAGCUGCGGUGACAUUUUGCGAUUGCUAAAGCCGGUUAAACAACGAGGCAGGGGCGGUGCCAGGGAUAUAUAGCAACUCCAACAAUUGGCCUUGCAACGGCUUAGCAACCCCAUUGUUUUGUUAUGAAAAUGUAUCUAUAUAUAUUUAUACACAUUCUCCCUCAGUUGACCUGGCCACUAAGGAUGUAAUAUAAUGUGGGCCGCUGGUGGAUAUUAUAUUUAGCUGAUCCCACAUGUUUUAGAGAAAAGUGUAAUUUGUAUUCAAGGUAAAGGUGUGUUUCCUCUGAUCUCUUUAAUGAUAAUAAUGAAACAGCGUGCAGUGAUGAGCAGGUGCUCGGACGGCCUCAGGCGUGUCAAGUUUCUUUAGUUGACCCAUAUAAAUCCUCUAAAAUGUGCCGUUUCUCACUUCUCGAAAUGUCGACUCCUCGAUCCUCCGGUAGUGACCCGGAAAUUGAUGUCAGCGCGUCUAUGUCCAUCUUGAAGGACAUCUAAUUUCUCUAAAUGCACAUCGAGGGUCGAGCAUCGAGGAGUCUCUCUUGAGGAGCUAUAACAGAGGAUACACUGUGUUGAGAUCUUCAUAGUAUGUUGAAUACUUAAAACGAAAGUUAAUUAUAAUCAAGUAAAAUCAAUUAUAUUCUUGUAUAACUCACAAUGAAAAUGUUUCCUAUGUUAUGUUUUUCUAUAUUUACAGUAUGAACAAAGUGGUUUGUUAAGUUGAGUGUAAGGCCUAUAAUGAUUUAUGGGUGUCACUGAUAAGGGAGAAGGCAGUUUCUUCCCUCUCCUCUCACAGCAGUACACAGGGAGGGGGGCUCCGGACUUAAGGAGAAACACACUGAGGCCCCAAAAAGGCGGUUAUGUCAUAGCCGAGAAUAAUAUUUUGAAAGUCCUGCAGGGGUCAUGUCCUUUUUACACAAACAUGGAUAUGGAGGAGGUGUCUUUAGGUUUCUAUAUCCUGUUUUCGAGCACUGGCGGAUGGGGAGGAACUUACUUUUUGGGAGAGAGCGAGAGAGAGGGGGGGGGGGGUUCCCCUGGUAUGCUCUCUCUCGGUAAGCUCUGUCCCUCAGAGCUGGGUUUUUGCUCUCUGUAAGGUUCUCUCAAAACUUGGUAAAUAUCUCUCAAAUUUCUUGGUUGAAUGCUGAGUGAAUUUCUUUGUGAACUGAGUGGAAUUAUUUGAUGGGUGAUGUGUUUGUGAAUAUUAGUCCCGCCACCUGUGAGGAAUCUUCCUCCGAAUUCAUGCGGAUAGGAAUGGGUUUUUGAAUGUUAUUCCCACCACCUGUCUCGGAAAAAAGGUAUGAAAUUGAUGUGAAUUGAUUGGGUGAAA
Messenger RNA from Gymnodraco acuticeps, 6020 nucleotides. RefSeq names its product NLR family CARD domain-containing protein 3-like. Gene Ontology annotation, molecular function: protein binding. The record is from RefSeq and is a predicted model, not a curated record. Lineage: Eukaryota; Metazoa; Chordata; Actinopteri; Perciformes; Bathydraconidae.